Pocillopora verrucosa is the source of this 1578-nucleotide messenger RNA. The record is from RefSeq and is a predicted model, not a curated record. Lineage: Eukaryota; Metazoa; Cnidaria; Anthozoa; Scleractinia; Pocilloporidae.
CUAAUGUCACGUGGUCUAGAUGUCGAUUCAAAAGAUAGUGAAGGAAGGACACCAUUGAUGUUGGCUGCAGCUUGUGGCAAGAUUGAAGCUGUAAAUUAUCUUUUAGACAAAGGAGCCGAUCCCUGUAUUAGAGACCAGUCAGGAAUAAAUUCACUGCACGCCGCUUCAGAGGGUGGUAAUGUCACCAUCAUCGAGACACUAAUGUCACGUGGUCUAGAUGUCGAUUCAAAAGAUAGUAGAGGAAGUACACCAUUGAUGUUGGCUGCAGCUUGUGGCAAGAUUGAAGCUGUAAAUUAUCUUUUAGACAAAGGAGCCGAUCCCUGUAUUAGAGACCAGUCAGGAAGAAAUUUACUACACGCCGCUUCACAGGGUGGUAAUGUCACCAUCAUCGAGACACUAAUGUCACGUGGUCUAGAUGUCGAUUCAAAAGAUAGUGAAGGAAGGACACCAUUGAUGUGGGCUGCAGCUUGUGGCAAGAUUGAAGCUGUAAAUUAUCUUUUAGACAAAGGAGCCGAUCCCUGUAUUAGAGACCAGUCAGGAAGAAAUUUACUACACGCCGCUUCACAGGGUGGUAAUGUCACCAUCAUCGAGACACUAAUGUCACGUGGUCUAGAUGUCGAUUCAAAAGAUAGUGAAGGAAGUACACCAUUGAUGUGGGCUGCAGCUUUUGGCAAGAUUGAAGCUGUAAAUUAUCUUUUAGACAAAGGAGCCGAUCCCUGUAUUAGAAACCAGUCAGGAAUAAAUUCACUGCACGCCGCUUCACAGGGUGGUAAUGUCACCAUCAUCGAGACACUAAUGUCACGUGGUCUAGAUGUCGAUUCAAAAGAUAGUGGAGGAAGUACACCAUUGAUGUGGGCUGCAGCUUGUGGCAAGAUUGAAGCUGUAAAUUAUCUUUUAGACAAAGGAGCCGAUCCCUGUAUUAGAGACCAGUCAGGAAGAAAUUCACUACACGAUGCUUCACAGGGUGGUAAUGUCACCAUCAUCGAGACACUAAUGUCACGUGGUCUAGAUGUCGAUUCAAAAGAUAGUGAAGGAAGGACACCAUUGAUGUGGGCUGCAGCUUGUGGCAAGAUUGAAGCUGUAAAUUAUCUUUUAGACAAAGGAGCCGAUCCCUGUAUUAGAGACCAGUCAGGAAGAAAUUUACUACACGCCGCUUCACAGGGUGGUAAUGUCACCAUCAUCGAGACACUAAUGUCACGUGGUCUAGAUGUCGAUUCAAAAGAUAGUGGAGGAAGGACACCAUUGAUGUUGGCUGCAGCUUUUGGCAAGAUUGAAGCUGUAAAUUAUCUUUUAGACAAAGGAGCCGAUCCCUGUAUUAGAGACCAGAAAGGAAUAAAUUCACUACACGCCGCUUCACAGGGUGACAAGGGAGCCGAUCCCUAUAUUAGAGACCUGUUGGAAAGAAAUUUACUGCACGCCGCUUCAACGGGCAGUAAUGUCGCCAUCAUCACAAAAAUGCUGUCACUUGGUUUGGAUGUUAAUUCAAAAGAUUUUGCAGGUCGCACACCGUUAAAAAUCGCAAAAACAUAUGGCAAAACUGAGGCCGUAACCUUCCUACUUAGCAAGGGAGGACAUUAG